This is a messenger RNA of Setaria italica (foxtail millet), 1053 nucleotides long. RefSeq names its product xyloglucan endotransglycosylase/hydrolase protein 8. The transcript is spliced from 2 exons. Gene Ontology annotation, molecular function: hydrolase activity, hydrolyzing O-glycosyl compounds; xyloglucan:xyloglucosyl transferase activity. Bases 52 to 882 code for a protein of 276 amino acids. Gene Ontology annotation, cellular component: apoplast; cell wall. Gene Ontology annotation, biological process: cell wall biogenesis; xyloglucan metabolic process. The record is from RefSeq and is a predicted model, not a curated record. Lineage: Eukaryota; Viridiplantae; Streptophyta; Magnoliopsida; Poales; Poaceae.
ACUACACUAUACAUUCCAAGCUCAUUUCCAAGAAGCUCUAGAGUAGCCACCAUGGCGCGGCGUUCUCUCGCUCUGCUCGCUGUCGUCCUCGCGUACUUGCAAGUCGUUUCGGCGACGUCCUGGCUCAGACAAUUCACCACGGAUGGCACCGUCCGCAAGGGAUACGACGCUUCAGGCCAGCAGGUGGUGAUGCUCAAACUUGACCGGAACUCCGGCGCCGCCGGCCUAAACUCCAAGCAGCAGUACCUAUACGGUGAGUUCAGCUUCGAGAUGAAGCUGAUCCGGGGAAACUCCGCCGGCACUGUCUCCUGCUUCUACCUUUCGUCCGGCACCGACGACUGGCGCGACGAGAUCGACAUGGAGUUCAUGGGCAACUCCAGCGGCCAGCCCGUGGUGCUCAACACCAAUGUGUGGGCCAACGGCGACGGCAAGAAGGAGCACCAGUUCAACCUGUGGUUCGACCCUUCAGCCGACUACCACACCUACACCAUCAUCUGGAACCCCACCAACAUCCUCUUCAAGGUCGACAACGUGUUCAUCCGGUCCUUCAAGCGCUACGCCGACCUGCCCUACCCGAGCUCCAAGCCCAUGACGCUGCACGCCACGCUGUGGGAUGGCAGCUACUGGGCCACUGAGAAGGGCAAGAUCCCCAUCGACUGGAACAGCGCGCCCUUCGUCGUCUCCUACCGCAGCUUCUACGCCAACGCUUGCGUCGCCGGCGGCGCGUGCAAUGCCGGCAGGGGUGGGUGGAUGAGGAAGAGGCUCAAUGGCGCCGAGUUGGGAACGGUGAGGUGGGCGGAGCGCAACUACAUGCGCUACAACUACUGCCAGGAUGGGUGGAGGUUCCCACAGGGGCUCCCCGCCGAGUGCAGCCGCAAGUGAUCAAUCCGCGCCGUCUGAUCCAUUGCUUUUGGUUUCUUUUUAUUGGAUUUGUGAUUCUUUGUUCCUCUUUGUGAAUUUGUGAUUAAAAAGCAGCCCUGCAACAACUCGUGUGGGCGGUUGUACACGUAGUUUUCUUCCAGAAGAACGAAGCAUGCUAUUUUUUACCGUGCA